This is a messenger RNA of Pseudomyrmex gracilis, 1116 nucleotides long. RefSeq lists its product as uncharacterized. NCBI's taxonomy places the organism in Eukaryota, Metazoa, Arthropoda, Insecta, Hymenoptera, Formicidae. The coding region runs from base 1 to 1116 and encodes 371 amino acids. The record is from RefSeq and is a predicted model, not a curated record. The transcript has 2 exons.
AUGAACGACGUACUCAACAUCAGUGGUGAACCAGUCUUCGACGAUUGUAUCGUCAAGAUCGAGACUCACACGUACAAUCCGUACGCCAAUACAUCGUUUAGUCACAGCGACGAGAUACGCAUACCCAUUCAACAACAAGAUGUUUACACUCUACCAUCCGACAGUUACUUAUACAUCAGAUACGAGCUCAAUGGUGUGGAAAUCGAUCAAAAUCGCAACCCUGGUGUAACAAGCACGUUAAAGAACUAUGUGUCUCUAACCAGAGAAACGGGAAACGUUCUGCGACAUGCGGGAUGGAAUUUGUCCACUAAUAAAGGUGUUGGUGAAUUCAAUUUUUGCGUACCUCUCCGCACAUUGUUGGGAUUCUGCGAGGACUAUAAACGCGUUGUGAUCAACGCGAGACACGAACUCAUUCUGAUACGAUCGCGCAACGANAACAAUAGCGUCUUUGCUUCAGCUAACAGCGGACCAACGGUGAAAUUGCACAAGGUGCAGUGGCGAAUGCCACACGUUGUAUUAAACGAUGUGAACAAAUUGAAGCUGUUGCGCACUUUGGAAAGCGGUCAAUAUUUGACCAUGGGUUUUCGCUUGUGGGAUCUGUAUGAGUAUCCGUUGUUACAGAGCACAACAUCUCAUUCAUGGGCUGUAAAAGCGGCUACACAAUUGGAAAAACCGCGUUACAUUAUUUUUGCGUUGCAGACCGGUCGAAAGAAUGUUGUCAGCCGAGAUUGCUCGCGAUUCGAUCAUUGCAACUUAUCAAAUGUAAAGUUGUUCCUGAAUUCAGAUUUCUAUCCCUACGACGAUUUGAAUCUAGAUUUUAGUAAGGAACGAUACGCCAUUUUGUACGACAUGUACGUCAAAUUCAGACGAUCCUACUACGGAUGCGACGAGGACGAGGCGCUUCUAACGUUGGACAAGUUCAUCUACUGCGGACUGCUCGUGGUCAUUGACUGUUCGCGCCAAAACGAAACGGUCAAGAGCGCCACCGUUGACGUUCGCAUUGAAUUCAACUGCAAAGAAAAUGUACCCGCCGACACAACCGCGUACUGUCUGAUCAUACACGAUCGUAUCGUCGAGUACAAUUCGCUGACCAGCGUCGUGCGGCGUAUCGUUUAA